GGUGUGGUGAGGGACUCGGUCUUACUCUUUGCGAGGAAAACGAGGGCGUGAGGAAGGAAAGAGGCGGAGGAGGCGGCCGGGACUGGGCUAGGACUGAAGGAGGACCGAGCGGGCGGUGAGGGGCGGAACUGGUGGCGGCAGCAGCCUUUACCCGGCGCGGCACGGGCCGCGUCGCCUGUGAGGCGCUCGGCUGACUAGGCCGCAGCGGCCAUGGCCGUGAACUAUGGGGACCACGCCAGCGGCUUCCGCCACAAGGAGGUGAUCAAGUUCAUCAACAAUGAAGUCCUCAUGAACGGGGGCAGCCCAGAUUUCUACAUGGGCCUCCGCUCCCGGUCCUGGAAUGAGGUAGAGAACCGGCUUCAGAUGGUUGUGGCCGACCCGCAGGUGCCGCGGGCCAUCAAAAAGGCCUGCGCCUGGAGCGCGCUGGCCUUGAGCGUGCGUGUGGCCGCGAGGCAGCAGGAGCAGCAGGCGUACCGGGUCCGGCAGCUGCAGGAGCAGGUAGAGGAGCGCGAGGCGGCUUCCUGGGCUCUGGCUUCCCAGCUGCAGCAGCUGAGCAAGGAGCGCGAAGAGGUAGCUGUGCAGCUACGAUGCACGCUGGCCUCUGUGCAGCAAGCGAUGGCUGAGCGUGAUGCGUUGCGCGGGGAACUGCUCCAGGGAGAGAGGUCGGUCCAGACAGACCCAUUGCCUCAGGAGAUCACGGGAGCCGAACAGCCUGGGGCUGCGACAUGGCCCGUAGAUGUGGGAAUGCAGAGCAUGCGGCUUUCAGAGGCCCAGAUGGCAGACCCGGCAGCUGUGCCUUACAUGCCAGGAUCCUCGAGCCCCUGGGCACAGGCUAUGCAACCCCCUCUGCUAAUGCCAGUGCCGUAUCCAUCCCCAUUCCAUGCGCCAUUCCCAGUGGGAUUCCCAUACUCAUCACCUGUACCACCCUCAGUAGUCCCGGAAGCAGAAGCAGCAGCGGCAGCAACAGCAACAGCAGCAAUUGCACCUCAGAUGCCUCCUCCGGGGCUCUACCCACCUGGCCUGUGGGUUGCAGUGGGGGCCCAGGGUGAGACGGCCCCACUGUGUGACCAGAGGUGCUAUGGCCAGGAGGAAUAUUCUGAGAACCUCCAGGGGGCAUGUUCCCUGGGGGACAGCAGAAGCCACAGCCAAGAGGAAGGUCCUGUGUGUCCCCAGGGGAUGACCUCCCUAGGGGACAUCAGGAGCCACAACCCAGAAGAUGUGGAGAGGCCUCAGGGGACAGCCCCCUUGGGAGACAGCAGAAGUAACAGCCAGAAGGAAUGUCCAGUGAUGCCCCAGAAAUAUCCCCUGGGGAACAACAAGAGCCACAGCCAAGAAGAAGGUCCAGAGAGGCCCAAGCUGACAUCCCCCCUGGAGGGCAGCAGGAGCCAUGAUGUGAAGAAAAGCCCCAAAAAGCAGCAGCCUCAGGGGCAGAAGGCCAAGCAACCUAAAGAGAAAAAAGCCUCCGAAUCCCAACACCAGAGGAAGCCUGCCUCACACUACAGUCCAAAGAAUUGGGACUGUCCAUGGUGUAAAGCAAAGAAUUUUUCAUGGCGCAAGGCCUGCUAUAAAUGCAAGAAAGCCUCUAUGGCAGUUGAAAGUGAAGGCCUGGACCCAGGACAAACUCACUAACUUCAGGAAGGUAAGUAAGAAUGGAAACACUCCAAACAAAAACCAGUUUUCUGAGACCCCCCUUUCUGAUCAAAAAGUAACUCAUUUACUUCACAGAAAAUUUGAAACCAAAAUUAUGAUAUAAAAAAAUCAAAUUAAAAAAUCCAUUAUCCUAUUACCCAGAUUAAUUGCUUUUUAUUA
Messenger RNA from Diceros bicornis minor, 1809 nucleotides. Its product is annotated as putative testis-expressed protein 13C. Lineage: Eukaryota; Metazoa; Chordata; Mammalia; Perissodactyla; Rhinocerotidae. The record is from RefSeq and is a predicted model, not a curated record. The coding region runs from base 211 to 1629 and encodes 472 amino acids. The transcript has a single exon.